GCAUUUCCCACUGGCAUGACUAUUACUGCACUAUAAAGUAUAAUAUCGACGUAAAUCAACGCAUAACACGUAAAGUAAGAUGUUUCUUGUAACGAGGACAGCUGUUCUAUGUUGAAAAGCCAUUCAUAAAGCAAGUAAAUAAUAUGUUAGAUACACAGUAAAGUGGCUGAGAUCGGUAUUUUAUAUUAAUUGAAAAUCAAUAACAGAAACCUAGAAAUAAUUAGUGAGCUCUAUUGACAGUGGUACAACAUAGCAAUUUGUGAUUGUUAUUUGUCCCGAGUAACAAUUGAGAUGUCACAAAGAUAUUUCUGACAUAAAAUGCUGGGAGUUUCGUUUUAAUCUCCUGUAAGUCUGAAAAUUAUAUACAGCGUUAAGUGGUUACGAUUUUCAGCAUGGACGUGGUGACUACUAGCUUAGAAGCUCUAAUACGUGAAGAGGAUUACAAAUCCAGCAAACCAGAAGUCAGAUGUAGCGGCCAUCGAAGCUUUCUGCGUGAUGCUUACUAAAGAAACAGAAGGUAUACAAAUAGGUAUCAGGUUAUUGGCAACGCAAAUUCAAUCACUUGAUGAAUCAGAAGCACUACAAGCACUUUCGUUACUAGAUACUUGUAUGAAGAGAUGUGGUCCGUUAUUUCAUGCAGAAGUUGGUAAAUUCCGUUUCCUUAACGAGAUGAUAAAAUUGGUCUCGCCGAAAUAUUUAGGUAAUCGUACUACAGCGGACGUGCGGCAAAAAGUGUUGCAACUUCUUUAUUCAUGGAUCAGAGAAUAUCCUCGCGAAUCAAAAAUUAAGGAGGCUUACGAGAUGUUGAAGAAGCAAGGAGUCAUCGAGGAGGAUGCUGCGUUUAUAAUGGCAAGCAGUGAAGAAAGUCAAAAAUCGUCUAAAAUAAAAAACAUAUUUGAAAAUGAAGAGAUGUCAAGGCACUUGCGUACAUUACUUUAUAGUAAGGAUCCAUCUGAUCUGCAAACUGCAAACCGACUAAUCAAGUUUAUGGUGAAAGAGGAUGAGGCACGACUGCAGUUACAUUCGCAAAGAAGCAUGGAAUUAGAAUCUGUGCAAAACAAUGUAAUACUACUGUCAGAAAUGCUAGAUUCAUAUAAUCAGAAUGAAACCAGUGCAGAGGAUCUUGAAUUGAUAAAAGAACUGUACCAAGCAUGCGAGCGACUGAAACCUGUUUUGUUGAGGCUUGCCAGCGAAACUCAAGGCAACGUCGAAAUGCUUGGUGAUGUACUAGCUGCAAGCGAUGAAUUAAAUCAAGUCUUUGAGAAGUACACAUCAGUUAUCAUCCUUGGACAAUUACCCAAAUCUGCAGCAGAAGCUUCUAAGCCAAUUCAUAAUGAACUAUCCCUUCUGGAUCUAUCGUUUCCUACAGAGAUUAUUCCCUGUAAAAGCAGUUUAAGUACGACACAGAGCAUAUCGUCGACAGAUUAUCGCUCAGAUAUGGAUGUGCUGGGAGAUAUCUUUAAUACUCUGGAGAAACCAGUCAAAUCUGAAGCAAAUUUCUUAAUGCCAAACGCCAUAAUGCAACCAACCAGUAUCUUGCCCAUAAAUAAGAAAAACGAAGUUACCCAUACUGAUGAAGAAAAAAUUGACAGUAAAGCAAAAGCACUAGAAGAGUUGAACGAAUUGGGAGAGUCUUUACUUAAACAAAGUUUAUCGGGAACAGUAUCAAUUACACAUUCCUCACAAGGCAAAACAAAUAGUAAUGUCACGAAAGUUCAAAGCAUCUGUGAUCCUAUUCGAAAACAAAAUAUAUCCCAGGAUUCUAAUAACAUAUCGCAACAUAACACGAUGGAACAGCUAAAUACGAAAAAAUGUGAAAGAAACAGUAAUAUGGACAAUUUGGCAUCCUCAAAUUCAUCAAAAAUUGUCUCAACUAUUGAUGUAUGCCAGAAAAAUAGUAAUUCAGAAAUAACAAAUGCAAAAAUACAACAGCAGGAAAUGAUGCAAUUACAUAACGGUAUGUCAAGGAUAGAAAAUACUGAGCCUGAAAUCAAACCAUUGACCGAUAUCACAGUCUGCCUUGAAGACAUUAAGCCAGGAAUAAAUCCACCUGUAACGGUAAUUGAGGAAAAAAAUGGUAUUAGUGUGGUGCUUCAUUUUACUCAAGAUACUCCUAGAUCAGAUGUAUCUGUAAUAGUAAUUACUACAAUGAGCAAAAAUGCAAAGCCACUUAGUAAUUAUUUAUUUCAAGCAGUUGUGCCCAAGAAAUGCAAAUGUAGACUUCAGACGCCAUCUGGGACAAAGUUGCCGGCGCAUAAUCCAUUUCUUCCUCCGUCUGCAAUUACGCAGAUUAUGUUGAUUGCAAAUCCUCUCAAGGAGCCGAUAUCUUUGAAGUUUAUGUUAAGCUACACAAUGGACGAUGAAACAUUUACAGAAAUGGGUGAAGUAGACACAUUACCUCAUCUAUGAGGUUCAGUUGAUCCUCUUUUGUAUACUCCAUACAAUGCAGCACCCAUAAUCAUCAUAUGUGUCCUCAGUAGGUCAAAAAUGAUAUAAGAAUGUUAUGAUUACUACAAUUUAAUUAUAAAUACAAGCAAUUAAAAAAUUGUUAGACAUUUAUUAUACUAUUUUAAGUUUAGCAUACCGAGAGUUUUAUAUUCUUAAUAAUUUCUUUAAUUUCAAGGUUUCCUUCAACCUCUAGUCUUAUAGUUGCUAUACAAUAUGUACAAAUGUUUGCCGCGUUGUUUUUCGCCAUGUAGCAAAUAUUUCUACUAUGUUUUAUGUGCAAGAACUCUAUUCUAAUAGUACUUGUGCAAAAUAAAAAUGUUUUAUAAUUUGUAAGCUGA
Messenger RNA from Vollenhovia emeryi, 2786 nucleotides. It is a transcript of the gene Gga, whose product is annotated as ADP-ribosylation factor-binding protein GGA1. Bases 496 to 2409 code for a protein of 637 amino acids. NCBI's taxonomy places the organism in Eukaryota, Metazoa, Arthropoda, Insecta, Hymenoptera, Formicidae. Gene Ontology annotation, molecular function: phosphatidylinositol binding; small GTPase binding; ubiquitin binding. Gene Ontology annotation, cellular component: trans-Golgi network. Gene Ontology annotation, biological process: vesicle-mediated transport; intracellular protein transport. The transcript has 11 exons. The record is from RefSeq and is a predicted model, not a curated record.